CAAACUCUGGACUGGAUUCCUCGCGAAGCAAAACGUCUUCGAGAGAGGCCACCGCCCAGAUGGGCUGACCUGUUCGUUGCAUGGAGGGACCAGCUGAAUUCUCACCUGGUAACGAGUAAUGGACCUGGACCUCGCGAACGUCGCCGCCGCACUUCAAUACCAGCAUCGUGGACAACGCUAGCGAGAGACAGAAACGGAUGGAAACAGUGCUAUGGCCUGCACGACAAGUGA
Molecule: messenger RNA, 231 nt
Organism: Strongylus vulgaris
Lineage: Eukaryota; Metazoa; Nematoda; Chromadorea; Rhabditida; Strongylidae
Source: the annotation of a GenBank genome assembly